Molecule: messenger RNA, 4363 nt
Organism: Mustela erminea (ermine)
Lineage: Eukaryota; Metazoa; Chordata; Mammalia; Carnivora; Mustelidae
Gene: CRHR2
Product: corticotropin releasing hormone receptor 2
Exons: 14
Coding region: 104-1582 (492 amino acids)
Biological process (GO): cell surface receptor signaling pathway; long-term synaptic potentiation; adenylate cyclase-modulating G protein-coupled receptor signaling pathway
Cellular component (GO): axon terminus; plasma membrane; dendrite
Molecular function (GO): corticotropin-releasing hormone receptor activity; corticotrophin-releasing factor receptor activity; G protein-coupled peptide receptor activity
Source: RefSeq, a predicted model, not a curated record
CGUGUGGGGGGAGGGGACCAACUGGGCUCCAGCUGGGGGAGGGGCGGACGGGGCGGGACCUUUGCGCCGGAGCCCUGUGCUCCUUUCCCCAUACUCCGCUGGCAUGGGGGGUCCCGCGGGGCCCCCGCUUUUCCUCCACGCCCCACACUGGCUCCUCUGCCUGCUCUGCCUCCUCCCGCAGCUGCUUAAAGCUGCCGGGCCGAGCCGGGCGCCCAUGGCCCUGCCCCCAUGGGCGCUGCUGGAGCAGUAUUGCCUUGGACUCACAACCCUCGCCAACAGAUCAGUCCCUCGCAGCCACGCCGGGCGCGCACUCACACCCUCUCUGGGCUCGCGGCUCCCGGGCGCGAUGGACGCGGCGCUGCUCUACAGCCUGUUGGAGGCCAACUGCAGCCUGGCGCUGGCCGAAGAGCUUCUCUUGGACGGCUGGGGGCUGCCCCUGGACCCCGAGGGUGCCUACUCCUACUGCAACACGACCUUGGACCAGAUCGGGACGUGCUGGCCCCGGAGCGCGGCCGGAGCCGUGGUGGAGAGGCCGUGUCCUGAGUACUUCAACGGCGUCAAGUACAACACGACCCGGAAUGCCUAUCGAGAGUGCUUGGAGAAUGGGACAUGGGCUUCACGGAUCAACUACUCACAGUGUGAGCCCAUUUUGGAUGAUAAGCAGAGGAAGUACGACCUGCACUACCGCGUCGCCCUUGUUGUCAACUACCUGGGUCACUGUGUUUCUGUGGCCGCCCUCGUGGCUGCCUUCCUGCUUUUCCUGGCCCUGCGGAGUAUCCGCUGUCUGCGGAAUGUGAUUCAUUGGAAUUUGAUCACCACCUUUAUCCUGCGCAAUGUCACAUGGUUCCUGCUGCAGCUCAUUGACCACGAAGUGCAUGAGAGCAAUGAGGUCUGGUGCCGCUGUGUCACCACCAUCUUCAACUACUUCGUGGUGACCAACUUCUUCUGGAUGUUCGUCGAGGGCUGCUACCUGCACACGGCCAUCGUCAUGACCUACUCCACCGAGCGCCUGCGCAAGUGGCUCUUCCUCUUCAUCGGAUGGUGUAUCCCCUGCCCUAUCAUUGCUGCCUGGGCCAUUGGCAAGCUCUACUAUGAAAACGAACAGUGUUGGUUUGGCAAGGAGCCCGGUGACCUGGUGGACUAUAUUUACCAAGGCCCCAUCAUCCUUGUGCUCCUGAUCAAUUUUGUAUUUCUUUUCAACAUCGUCAGGAUCCUCAUGACAAAACUCCGAGCAUCCACGACAUCGGAGACAAUCCAGUACAGGAAGGCGGUCAAGGCCACCCUGGUUCUCCUGCCCCUCCUGGGUAUCACCUACAUGCUCUUCUUCGUCAACCCUGGGGAGGACGACCUGUCGCAGAUCGUGUUCAUCUAUUUCAACUCCUUCCUGCAGUCGUUCCAGGGUUUCUUUGUGUCUGUCUUCUACUGCUUCUUCAAUGGAGAGGUGCGCUCGGCUGUGAGGAAAAGGUGGCACCGCUGGCAGGACCAUCACUCCCUCCGAGUGCCUGUGGCCCGGGCCAUGUCCAUCCCCACGUCGCCCACACGGAUCAGCUUCCACAGCAUCAAGCAGACGGCCGCCCUGUGAGCCCCCCCGUCACCCCGCUCACUCAUCACUCACCAUCAGGACAGCUUCCCUAUCCCGUGGGGUGCCUCUCUCUGGGUUCACUUUGCCACCUCACAGCUCAGGCCCUGGUGGGGGCACAAGGGAGGGGAGAGAUCAGCUGGCCAGCCCUGCUAGAGAGGGGUGUGCAGCAGCGGGCAGCGGGAGAGGCUCUCCGGAGCCAGGCCCACUAGGUACCUGUCUCAGUGCCGAGGGAGCAGAGGGAUGUCACAGAGACACCUAUCCCUGCAGAAGAGCGGGUCACAUGUCUUCAGGCAUUUGCCCACACCAGCCUCUCUCCUGGCAUCCUCACUAUAGCCCCACUCACAGGCAAGGAAACAGGCCCAGCUCCAGGAAGGGCCUGUCCAAGCCACACAGCUCAUUCAUGGCAGAGCGGGGACUCCCCACUCUGUGCAGGCUUUCCCACCAACAGCAGGGUAACAUCUGACCUUGCUCCCUGCUCCCUGCCUUCUGCCUCCCAGCUCAGGCUGGCCUCUGCAGUGGAGGGGGCAGGGCACAGCAGCUGGAAGCAAGGAAUUCGUUUGGUUUCCUCCCACGGGCUCUCACCUACCCCACCCCAGAGCAGGCCAUCUCUCUGCCCGUCCCCACCCAUCCUCCUGUCCCUGGGUCCUGGAAAAGAUGCUGCUUCCUGUCCCAGGAGAGCUUUUCUCAACCUAGUCCACAGACUCAGGGCCUUGGGGAGGGACACUAGAGGAGGAAGAUGCAGCUAGGAUAACCCUACGCUCUUAAGCCACCAGAUACAUAGUACAGAUGAAGUGAGGAGGAGAAGCAUGGUGGCCGGGGGCAAGGAGUCGAAAACCAACUAGGUCUUCGGUGAUUGGAACAAAUCUCCCACCUCCCACUUUAGACUGGGCUUCGAUUCAGCCUCCCCUUCAGAAACAUCUCGGCUCUCUGUGAAAUAAACCAUGCCUCUGUGGAAACAGCCUUCCCUCAGGUCAAGUCAACCAGGCAUACGAAGGGGUGCUGUGGCCAAGGAGGGGGAGCUGGAUCCAUUCUCAUUUGCAGAGCCCACGGCCCUGGCCUAGGGCUGGUUCUCCUCUCUGACCUGUGUGUCUGCCAGCCUGUCCCUUCCUUAUUCCCCCAAGAGUCUUUACCCCUCCUCUCCUACCAACAGCAGUUUAAUUCAGCACAGAGGAGAGAGGGGCAAUUCACCCAGCACGCCAUAGCUCUGUCCCAAAGCCAGUGUCUGAAAUCCGGAAGCAGGUGUAGACCACACCCCACAGUAUCCACGAACAAUACCACAGGACGUUUCCAGGAGAGGGUUGGAGUGGACAAGAGGAGGCAGGAGCCAUCAGGUCGGGGUUCAAAAGAGCUUUUGCUCUGGGAAUACCACCAACAUAUUUUUUAAAAUAAUUAUCCCAUCUUGCAUAUUCUUCAGUUGACAUCUAAUAUUAUUUAGACUUUUAAAUUGGCAAGAGGUGAUUUCUGGCUUUUGGCAAAUAUUUACAUUUUAAAAUAAAACUGCCAAAACACUUUAAAAUACAUCACUAAGAAUCCAAACACAGCCGUGAUUUAAUAGCCAGGCUCUUCUGUUUGAAAAAAACAAGCUAACCAGCUCUUCCUCAACAGCUGGAAAUUUUACAUUGUCCCUUCUUUUUUGGAACUUGUAUCUUCAUUCCAUUUCCCCCAUAGGAUUUUAUACUAAUGCAGUGUUUUUAUGGGUUAAAGUCUUUCCUUGAUUACCUUCUCCUACUUCUCUGCCACAAAAUAUAUUUGGAAAUUGAAAUAGAAAUAUUUAAUUAUCUGUGACUAAAAUUUGUGAGAGAUUAAAAAAAGAAGUCUUCUGGAUUGAGUUACCACAACUAUUUUUGAUAUAAAAUAUAGGAUACAAUUGAUUAAUACAACACAGACACUUAAAGUUUUUGUAAGGCAAAUGUUAAACCUAAAAAGAAAAAUCCAUCAAAAGCACAUCUGAAUGGAAUGGAUAGGAAUUUAAUUGUUCAUGAAUCCAUGGGUGAAUAUUUAUUGCUGGAAUAAAUCAGGACUCAGCAUCUUUUCUUUCUUUUUCAUUUUUAUAGCUUCACAUGCUGAGAAUGAGAAGCCUUUUCACAUAAAUAAGUAGAUAUCAGGGUCCCUGACCUCCUUCUGAGACAUAUGCCCAAAACUGCAUAGUGAUCUAUCAUCAAAAAAAUUAUGUGUCAGCCCACCACUUAAUUAAGUCCUGUUUAAAUGUGGCUGAAAGAAAUGAACUGAAAAACAUUUGACUUGCCAAAGGCUCGGCUUCCCCGGGCAGGCGCUCCUGCCAUCAUUUACCAGGGGCAGCUGAGCGGGGGGAGGUUCAUGGCUGGGCACUGCACCCGAGGGACCUGCGGCCGGGCCCCCCUGCUUUGCUUCUGUUGGUGGGAAGGGAGGGGGCUCCCUGGCUCUGUGCUUUCUAGAGACACAGGACUAACUCUUCGUGCGCCUUGUAAAGGCUCCCUGGUGCUCAGAGGUGGCAUCCUGCUGCUUGCAUUAGCAUCGCUGCUGGUGGAGCAAGGAGCUCAGUGCUCCUCACAGCAGUGCCAGGCCCCGACCCCUCAUCGCUGCUCCUCAGAUGCGGCUCCUCGCCCCACGCGUGGCCCCAGUUCCCAGCUGGCAGAGCAGCCAAGUCACGAGCCUCUGCUUAGCAGGCAGUGUGGCCUGUUCCCGCUUCCGUUCAGAGAAGGCCCCUCGUUGGUCCUGUGCUGAUUGACACAUAUCCCCUCACCCCUGGGGCCCUCGGUCAUGCCCCCAGCCGGGCCUCUGGCUAUGAAAUGCCAGCAGAGC